Molecule: messenger RNA, 2928 nt
Organism: Salarias fasciatus (jewelled blenny)
Lineage: Eukaryota; Metazoa; Chordata; Actinopteri; Blenniiformes; Blenniidae
Product: potassium voltage-gated channel subfamily H member 1-like
Exons: 11
Coding region: 38-2890 (950 amino acids)
Biological process (GO): regulation of membrane potential; potassium ion transmembrane transport
Cellular component (GO): voltage-gated potassium channel complex; plasma membrane
Molecular function (GO): delayed rectifier potassium channel activity
Source: RefSeq, a predicted model, not a curated record
GCUCGUCUCGUGCCUUCGCGCCGCAGCAGACGGCAGGAUGGCGGGGGGCCGUCGGGGUCUGGUCGCCCCUCAGAACACGUUCCUGGAGAACAUCGUCCGUCGGUCUAACGACACCAACUUCGUGCUGGGAAAUGCUCAGAUCGUGGACUGGCCCAUCGUCUACAGCAACGACGGCUUCUGCAAGUUGUCAGGUUACCACCGAGCAGAGGUCAUGCAGAAGAGCAGCACCUGCAGCUUCAUGUACGGAGAGCUGACAGACAAGGAGACCAGUGACAAGGUGCAACAGACCUUUGAGAACUACGAGAUGAACUCUUUUGAGAUUCUGAUGUACAAGAAGAACCGGAUGCCGGUGUGGUUUUUCGUGAAGAUCGCUCCGAUCAGGAACGAGCAGGACAAAGUGGUCUUGUUUCUCUGCACCUUCAGCGAUAUCACGGCCUUCAAGCAGCCCAUUGAGGACGACUCUUCCAAAGGAUGGGGUAAAUUUGCCCGUCUGACUCGUGCGCUGACCAGCUCUCGAGGAGUUCUUCAGCAGCUCACGCCGGCGGUCCAGAAAGGCGAGAACGUUCACAAACAUUCACGGCUGGCUGAGGUUCUUCAGCUGGGUUCAGACAUCUUGCCUCAGUACAAACAGGAGACCCCGAAGACGCCGCCACACAUCAUUCUGCAUUACUGCCUCUUCAAAACCACGUGGGACUGGGUCAUCCUCAUCCUCACCUUCUACACCGCCAUCAUGGUGCCCUACAACGUCUCCUUCAAGACCAAGCAGAACAACGUCACCUGGCUGGUGGUGGACAGCAUCGUGGACGUGAUCUUCCUGGUGGACAUCGUCCUGAACUUCCACACCACCUUCGUGGGUCCAGCCGGAGAAGUCAUCUCCGACCCCAAGCUCAUCCGCAUGAACUACGUCAGGACCUGGUUCGUCAUCGACCUGCUGUCCUGUCUGCCCUACGACGUGAUCAACGCCUUUGAGAACGUGGACGAGGGGAUCAGCAGCCUCUUCAGCUCCCUCAAAGUGGUCCGCCUGCUGCGUCUGGGCCGGGUGGCCAGGAAGCUGGACCACUACAUCGAGUACGGCGCCGCCGUGCUGGUCCUGCUGGUGUGUGUGUUCGGCCUGGCGGCCCACUGGCUGGCCUGCAUCUGGUACAGCAUCGGGGACUACGAGGUGAUCGACGAGGACAGCAACAGCGUGAGGACGGACAGCUGGCUGUACCUGCUGGGGGAGACGGUGGGGACGCCCUACAGGUUCAACGCCUCGGGCUCGGGCCGCUGGGAGGGCGGGCCCAGCAAAGACUCGGUCUACAUCACCUCGCUGUACUUCACCAUGACCAGCCUGACCAGCAUCGGCUUCGGGAACAUCGCUCCCAACACCGACGGGGAGAAGAUCUUCGCGGUGGCCAUGAUGAUGAUCGGAUCACUGCUCUACGCCACCAUCUUUGGUAACGUCACCACCAUCUUCCAGCAGAUGUACGCCAACACCAACCGUUACCACGAGAUGCUCAACAGCGUGCGCGACUUCCUCAAGCUCUACCAGGUCCCCAAAGGCCUGAGUGAGCGGGUGAUGGACUACAUCGUGUCCACCUGGUCCAUGACCCGGGGCAUCGACACGGACAAGGUUCUCCAGAUCUGUCCUAAAGACAUGCGUGCGGACAUAUGCGUCCACCUCAACAGGAAGGUGUUCAAGGAGCACCCGGGGUUCCGGCUGGCCAGCGACGGCUGCCUGCGCGCCCUCGCCAUGGAGUUCCAGACCAUCCACAGCGCGCCGGGAGACCUGAUCUUCCACGCCGGGGAGAGCGUGGACAGCCUCUGCUUCGUGGUGUCGGGCUCGCUGGAGGUCAUUCAGGACGACGAGGUGGUGGCCAUCCUGGGUAAAGGAGAUGUGUUUGGAGACGUGUUCUGGAAGGAGAUGACGCUGGCUCAGUCGUGCGCUAACGUCCGGGCGUUGACCUACUGCGACCUCCACGUCAUCAAGCGGGACGCGCUGCAGAAAGUCCUGGAGUUUUACUCCAACUUCGCCAACCACUUCUCCAGGAACCUGGUGCUCACCUACAACCUGAGGAAGAGGAUCAUCUUCAGAAAGAUCAGUGACGUGAAGCGAGAGGAGGAGGAGAUGCUGAAGAGGAAGAACGAAGCGCCCCUCAACCUGCCUCCGGACCACCCUGUCCGACGCCUCUUCCAGCGAUUCCGCCAGCAGAAGGAGGCUCGCCUGGCGGCGGAGCGGGGCGACCUGGAGAAAGGGGUCAAUCACGCCGAUCCGCCGCGCGGUCCGGAAAUCCUGGAGUCCACCAGCAUCGCCAUGGUGACCGAGAGCCAGGCGGCGCCGGCCGCCUCCUCCUCCCCCUCCACUUCCUCCACCACCUCCAGCAGGGUUUUGCUCCACGCUCCUCUCGGCCAAAACGGCGCCGUGACCGGACACAAGCCCGGAGAGGCGCCCAGAGCGAGAGGCUGGGGCCGCUUCAAGGAGUCGGUGGUCAAAGCGGAGUCGUGGAGCAGAGUGUCCAAGGCGGAGUCCAUGGAGACGCUGCCCGACAGGACUAAGUGUCACGACGAGAUGUCGCUGAAAAAAACGGACUCCUGCGACAGCGGCAUCACCAAGAGCGACCUCCGCCUGGACAGCGUGGACGACGCCAGGACGCCCCAGGACAGGAGUCCGGUCCAGGCCGACGACAAGAGGGUCUUCUCCCCCACGCCCGAGCAGAUCAUGCAAGCCUCCUUCCUGGAUCUGAAGCAGGAAUUGAGAGGCAACAUCAGCUCUCUGAACUCGCGCAUGAGCGUGCUGGAAGCCCAGCUGGGGGAGAUGCUGCGACUGCUCAGAUCCAGGAAGUCGUCCGGCUCCGUUUUCGAGAGCUCCCGUCCUCCGUCUCCUGACUCGGACAAAGAAAACUUCUCCUGAAGCGGACAUGAAUGGCUCCCUCACAGGAAUCGAACUCC